This is a messenger RNA of Aedes aegypti (yellow fever mosquito), 1768 nucleotides long. RefSeq names its product phenylalanine--tRNA ligase alpha subunit (gene alpha-PheRS). NCBI's taxonomy places the organism in Eukaryota, Metazoa, Arthropoda, Insecta, Diptera, Culicidae. The transcript has a single exon. The record is from RefSeq and is a predicted model, not a curated record. Gene Ontology annotation, molecular function: phenylalanine-tRNA ligase activity; ATP binding; tRNA binding. Gene Ontology annotation, biological process: phenylalanyl-tRNA aminoacylation. Gene Ontology annotation, cellular component: phenylalanine-tRNA ligase complex; cytosol; cytoplasm. The coding region runs from base 154 to 1644 and encodes 496 amino acids.
AUGCAGUGGUGACAGAAAGCAUCACACUCUGGUUGCGGUCGCGCGGUCGGUCGGUCUUUUUGCGGUUCGCAAUUUUUAUCACAACACGUCCGGGAAAACGGAAAAUCCUGACCGCUUUACGGUGCAAUUUCCCACUCAGUGCCGCGGACAAACAUGCAGGAACUUACGGAACGCAUCCUCCAGUACAUCGACCAGCACGGCGAUGUGGACACGCUGGAUUUGGUGCCGGUAUUGGGAGAGGACCACCAGAAGAUUGUCGGCGGUGUGAAGAGUAUCGAAUCGACUGCAGCCGACAUGAUCAAGACUACACAGGCCACCCGGAAAACCUGGGAACUGACCGAAGAGGGCAAGCAAAUAUUGGCCAAUGGAAGUCACGAAGCUGUGCUGUUUAACGCCGUUCCGGAAGCGGGAAUCCCACAGGCAGAACUGAUGAAAACUUCGCCUAACGCCAAGGUGGGAUUUAGCAAGGCCAUGUCCAACGGUUGGAUUUUGAUGGACAAGUCAGGAGGAGCGCCACUGAUCAAAAAGAAGGUGGACAAAAUUGAAGAUGUUGUUAAGGGGCAUGUCAAAGCUGUUGCGGAAGGUAGGGAUAAGGAUAUUCCGGAUAACAUCAAGAAUGAGUACAAGAAGCGGAAAAUUUUAACCGAGACUGUCACCAAGAGCUUUGUGCUUUCGAAAGGCCCGGAAUUCUCGACUAGUUUGAAGAAGCUGGAAACCGAUUUAACGGUGGAGAUGUUGGCCAGCGGUAUCUGGAAGGAUCUCAAGUUCAAGCCGUACAAUUUCGAUGCCCUGGGCGUGCCUCCGGAGCGUGGACAACUGCAUCCCCUGAUGAAGGUUCGUUCCGAAUUCCGAUCGAUUUUCCUGGAGAUGGGAUUCUCCGAAAUGCCAACGAACAACUUUGUAGAGUCAAGCUUCUGGAACUUUGAUGCCUUGUAUGUGCCUCAGCAACAUCCGGCUCGCGAUCAGCAGGAUACUUUCUUCGUUUCGCAUCCCAAAUUGAGCAAUAAGUUCCCGAUGCAGCUCCUGGAUGAAGUUAAAGAUUCGCACGAAAUCGGAACGGAUGGUUCCAUUGGAUAUCGGUACAACUGGAAACUUGAGGAGGCCCAGAAAAACGUUCUCCGAACGCAUACGACCGGAGUCAGUGCUCGCAUGCUGUACAAAGUGGCCCGUCAAGAGGGUGGCUUCAAACCAGUCAAGUACUUCAGCAUCGAUAAAGUGUUCCGAAACGAAACUUUGGAUGCAACGCAUUUGGCAGAGUUCCACCAGGUGGAAGGUGUAGUUGCCGAUUACGGACUGACGCUGGGCGAUCUUAUCGGAACGUUCAAUGCUUUCUUCAACAAGCUUGGCAUCACGGAGCUGGAGUACAAGCCGACGUUCAAUCCGUACACCGAACCGUCUAUGGAGAUUUUCUGCUUCCAUCCGGGUCUGCAGCGGUGGAUCGAGGUGGGCAAUUCCGGUGUCUUCCGGCCGGAAAUGUUGCGUCCGCUGGGCGUCCCGGAGGGCGUCAACGUAAUCGCCUGGGGUCUAUCGCUGGAGCGGCCAACGAUGAUCAAGUAUGGCAUCAACAACAUUCGGGAUUUGAUUGGACCCAAGGUCGACCUGAAGAUGGUGCAGGACGGACCGAUCUGCCGGAUGAACCGCUGAAAGGUGAGAUGUUUUUCAUUUUGCUCUAUCCGUAAUCUAUUACCGUUUGAAACGUUAAUAAUAUCAUAUUCUGAUAAAAUGAACGAAAUUAUUGCAUCAUUCUAUCGACACUAGAGUCAAAAAA